AUGGCUAUACUACGUCUGGGGCCGCCCAUACAAACAUUAUCCAAGCUGGACCAUUUUUUAAUACCAUUACGCAGUGCUUCGGUAGUAACCUUGUCUUCACCCUCGACAUUGCUUCAAGCUUUUGAGCUUUAUCUUUGCUCAACGGUUCACUGGGGAAUGUUAAUUCAUUGGCUUCGGCUAGAGUACGGAGAUCAAAGUAGUACUUAG
Cotesia congregata is the source of this 207-nucleotide messenger RNA. Lineage: Eukaryota; Metazoa; Arthropoda; Insecta; Hymenoptera; Braconidae. The record is from the annotation of a GenBank genome assembly.